This is a messenger RNA of Carya illinoinensis, 1163 nucleotides long. Its product is annotated as ethylene-responsive transcription factor WIN1-like. Bases 181 to 819 code for a protein of 212 amino acids. Gene Ontology annotation, biological process: regulation of DNA-templated transcription. Gene Ontology annotation, molecular function: DNA-binding transcription factor activity; DNA binding. The transcript is spliced from 2 exons. The record is from RefSeq and is a predicted model, not a curated record. NCBI's taxonomy places the organism in Eukaryota, Viridiplantae, Streptophyta, Magnoliopsida, Fagales, Juglandaceae.
GUUUAAUAUUACAAACAAUAAGAGUACGAUACUUCCGAAAGGUCGCCGACAAUGUACGUGACGAUUUCGCUGAAAGUUUGACAUCUCCCAUCUUCCAGCCAUCCUCUUUAUCUUUCUCUGUUCCUUCUGUACUUUGCUGUCACUGCAUCUCACACUCUCUCUGAUUGUCUGAACAACAACAUGGUGCAAUCAAAGAAGUUCAGAGGAGUCAGGCAGCGUCACUGGGGCUCCUGGGUAUCGGAAAUUCGCCACCCAUUACUGAAGAGAAGGGUGUGGCUAGGCACAUUUGAGACAGCCGAAGAGGCAGCCCGAGCGUACGAUCAAGCUGCCAUUUUGAUGAGUGGCCGCAAUGCCAAAACCAACUUCCCAACAACUCAAACGUCGACAGGAGACCCAAAGACUAGCGAGGAUUCCCCGACCCCAUCUUCAUCGCCAAAGGAUUUAUCAGAAAUUCUUCAUGCAAAGCUUAGAAAAUGCAGCAAGGCACCGUCUCCAUCUAUGACUUGUUUGAGGCUUGACACUGAGAAUUCCCAUAUAGGUGUUUGGCAAAAACGUGCUGGGCAACACUCUGAUUCGAAUUGGAUCAUAACCGUUCCUCUUGGAAAGAAGAAUAUUGGCGAUGAUGUUCAAACUAGUUCAUCGUCGCCCAAUUUGUCUUCUGAAUCUCCGCCAUUAAUGGAAGGGCCGAAACUGCGAGCAGAGAUGGAUGAAGAGGAGAGAGUUGCACUGCAAAUGAUAGAGGAGCUUCUUAACAGGAAUAUUCCCAGUACUUCAUCCUUCGGUAUUCAAGAAGAAGAAGAGGGAAGCUUUCACCCCUAGUCUUGUUGCUUGUGGUCGUGUUACAUAUACAUAUAAAAUAUAUGGCAGUAAAAGAAGAUCAUCAUUCAUGUCAAGGUGUUGUAAAUGGCUAGAUAAUUAAUUUCUUUAUUAUAUAUAUGAAACAUAAGCAUAUAAUAUAUGUGUGUGUAGGUGCCAAAUUAUAGACAGAAAGAAGUAAUUAAUAGGGGUCUAUGCAAACAGAAAUCUGAUACCAAAUUAAUGGUACUGAUCUGCAUGUAAUAAUUUUGUUACAAUUUCCUUGUGAUACUGUUUGGUGAAUGGUACUGCUGCUAAUUUUGCAUUGUAAUAUGGGAUGAUCUACUAUAUAUUCAGCAUUGGAAUUA